AUGAAAAUAUACAAAAAUCAUUAUACAACAGUAAAACAAGAUUGUAAAAUAAUUCGAGAAUAUGGAAAUGCAACAAUAGAUGAAUUAGAUCAAAUUGAUUCAUCAUCGAAUGAUAAUAAUGAUCAACCAACUAUCGGCAAGAAGAGACAUUCAGAUUUAAAAAAAAGGUUUUUUGUUAAAUAAAAGUUUCGCUGUUUUUUACUUAAUAUAUUUUAUUUUUUCCGCUUCAUCAAAACUAAAUCUCUUUUCCGAUUGAAAAUAAACUUGUCGACAAUACCAUCAUUUUCCUCAACAACGAUAGAAAAAAAACAGAAAAAAGGUGUCAAUUCAAGUCGGAUGAACAUCCAACAGCUUAUAAACGACUAGACAAAACCUUUUUUCUCUAAUCUUCAUUUACAACUAACUCACAAGUUAGAAUAUCAAUUUAAUCUUGUUAUUGGUUUUUUAGAAAAAAAAAAUCUACAAAUAUUUCAAUAUCAAUCUUCACCAUAAAGUAAAUUAUUUAGAUACGUUGAAUAAUAUAUUAGUAUCAUUCGUGAAGAAAGGAACUUUUCUUUUUGUUAAAUAGCAUAUAAACGGAUGCGAAGAAAGCAUUGUGAAAAUUAAGAAAGUUAUUGUUCUCCUUUUCUUCUGAUCUAAAGCCACACCCACGCCCUAGAAAUUCUUCGCUUCGCAUCACAAUGGCGAUUACGUUUUUGGAUACGAGUAUUAUCCAUGAUUUUAUAAGUCUGAUUAUGAGAGUGAUAGAUUUUAUCAGCACAGGCACUAAACACGUACAUGUCAGCCAGUUAUCUAAGUCAUGGUAUGAUAGGAAAUUUGGAUGUUUUGAAAAACAAGACAAUUGAAAAUAAGAUACACGCAAAAGGAGUCGUAUAUAUUGUUUAUUUCUAGAAAUAAAAGUCUCUGUGGUGACUAGUCUAAGGAAAAACAUUGUUUCUUUUUAUAUCUCACAGUCAUAAUACUUAUAGACUUUGAACAACAGUUCUGAUCAGUCUAAUUCAAUACCGAUAUGGCAGCAGGCUAUAGAUUGAAAAGAAAGGUAAAAACUGCGAUGCUCGAAACAGGCUUCAAAAUGGACAACUUUUUCAUGGUAUAGACUUGCCAGAUUCGAUAAAAAUUUCGUUUACAAAGAUCUCUUCUAGUUGUACUUGAAGAUGAUUUCGCCAUCUUUGAAGAACUUGAUACAUGUAAAUGAAUAUAACAUGAUAUAUCUUUCUGAAGACUUCUCACAAAUUGGAUCUCAAAAGGACAAUCAAUACAUAAACGAUUUUUUCGACACUAGUUAGAAACUUAUCGAUCAUUUACAACUCUAUUUUGUGCUAUGAAAAAUUAAGCC
Molecule: messenger RNA, 1336 nt
Organism: Rotaria sp. Silwood1
Lineage: Eukaryota; Metazoa; Rotifera; Eurotatoria; Philodinida; Philodinidae
Source: the annotation of a GenBank genome assembly